Caenorhabditis auriculariae is the source of this 12511-nucleotide messenger RNA. The record is from the annotation of a GenBank genome assembly. NCBI's taxonomy places the organism in Eukaryota, Metazoa, Nematoda, Chromadorea, Rhabditida, Rhabditidae.
AUGAACAAGGUGGACAUUUAUCUGCGAAGAACUCCCGCAGCAAUGUUGCUGACGUGGAUCUUCGCAGCUUCUUUCUUUGCUGUUGUUGCUGGAGGUGCACUUUUUGGUCUUUUGGAUAACUCAAACGGAGGCAAAAAAUAUAAGAAGUUUAUAUGAUUCAGAUACAUCGGCCUACAUUUUCUGCCUAACUGCCGGAGGAUCAUGGGAGGCGCCGGUGAGUAAUUUUUCGCAUUUUUCGUUUGAAGCUUUCGUUUUUUUAGGCCAAGGGUCCGCCAAUCUGCAGGGGAUACAACGCCCGUUUCGAAUCUAAAACUAAGGUAUUAUUAGAAUAACGGCCAUUCAACUGGGAGAAUCAUUUGAGAAAGAAGCUGAAGACGCGUGUGCCUACAAGGUUCCUUUUGACGUCGUCGGGGUCAAAACUGGAUGGCCGACCCUCUGCGACUUCGGUAAAACUUCCAGAUUACUGGCCUUUUCUUAUAAUGGAGUUCGUAGGACUGUUGAAAAAUGGCGUUGAAAUCUUAUUUUUUUCCUUCAUAAAUGUAAUUUAGAACUCUCACUGCUAUAGUCUGUUCAGAUUUUGAAUGUCAAGUAGAAUGACGAAAACGCUUAGUGGAUGGCUCGCUCUAUGAUUGGUUUAUCGCGCCAUAAGGGGGCGGAGCUUCAGCGAGGAUUUGACAUUUGAAAUCUGAACAGACUAUAGAUGGGGAAAGAGACCACAGACUUGUAUUAUUUCUCUACUUGCUUCAAAUAAAUGAGAAACACUUCAAAUUUAUAAAUUAAUAAUUUGACCCUGGGAAAAAUAACAGAUAUCCAGUGUAGAGUUCAGAUACGCUACUAACUCCACCCUUGAACAGGCUAAAAUUUCUGUUUUCAAACACUUUGUUAUUUUCAAUAUUCUCUCCCAAAAGUCAUCUUUUUCUCGGCGUUGAACUUACAAAACGAAAGAAAAGUCACUGACUAUUUUACGCCUAUGGAAAAGCUCGAAAAAAAAAAUCUUUUGGAAAUCUUUUCGAAGGACUGGUCUUCAGAAGUGAGAGCGACGUGCCCCGAUGGAUAUAUCCAGUUGCAUCGCGAAUGCUUCCGAGCAACUUCCGUCUUGAUUUAUCAACAUCAAGCCCGCGCGGCUUGCAGGAACUUGACUGGAGUGGAUGGGACCUUGUUGAAAUUGACUUCCAGCAAACUCCAAUGGGAAAUUUAUGGUUUGCAAGGGAUGGAAAGAAGUAAUCCGAAGAUUUUCAGCGGCUUUCACCAACCUGCACGGUCUUUGGUUGGACGUGGAUGGCAGAAGGAACAAGAAUGGAGAGUUGGAAUCGAGUUUGGACGUGCUGUACAAAUGGAAAAGGCCGCGAAACACGAUCAGCACCGGUUUGAAUUCAAAAAAAAAAGAAGUGUCCUUUUCUGUACUGCAAAAGACCCUCGCCAGUGUCGAAGACUUGAAGUUUCUUUGUUUCUCAACCUUUUGAACGUUGUUAGGUCUAAAGCAGAGCUGCUGACGGGUUGUCUCUUAGUUUGUGAAUAGGCUGGUCAGCAGCUCUUGGUUUGAGUGAUUACUCAAACAGAACUUCAAAUCGAGUCGGGGUCAUCGUCUUCGCAUUUAGGCGGCAGCAACGAAACGCACCAGCUGAUGGCCAUCACGCAGGCCGGCGUUUGGGAAGUCGGAGCGCACAGGAUUCUCUACGACGUGCCCAACUCGGUCAAGGCCAUGGCCAUCUGCAAGUUCAAACCGACCGCCCAGUAUGAGAAGUGAAUUCCUCGUGUCUUUUUCUGUGCAAGCGAAUUUGGCUUCAAACGUCUUCAAAAUUUUUGAGCCCAUUUUUGGAUUUAUAAUAUACAAGUCUAGUUAGAGCCUUUUAGUGAACCGAAACGUGGCUGCAGUACCAUAGCUGUUUGAAUUUUUCCACUAAAUUUUGAACACCACUUGAUUUGGCGAUUCAGGCUUUGAAGAAACUAGCGACGUCCUCAGAUCCAUCGGCAUCAGCAGCAAUGUUUACGACAAGAUGAUGCUCCUUUCGUUCUCGAACAUGUACAGGUGAUUCCGUUUUUUUUUGUCUCCUUUAGUAUUGAACUCGAUUUUUCAAGAUACGAAAGGGAUCCACAAAACGAGAAUCAGAUCAACCCGGUGGAACUUCACGAAAAAUGCAAAGUUUAUCAUUAUUUACUUUGUUUCUUGAAGAAGUUUCACGUUUCAAUCAUUUGUAGCGGAAAUUGGAAACAUACACUUUUCCUAGACUUACACAUUCAUUCAGUCUUCUGAGAAGAUUAUCUGUUGAAUCAUGGAAUAAUUGAAGGGUUUUUGGUCGGUUCGAACAACCCUUAGGGGUCCCUAUAGGGGUUAGAGGUCUGACCCCUUAGUUCCUAAAGCUCAAGUGGAAUCCAUAGGGCUCUCUUAAUUUCAUUUAAAAAACACAUAUGGUUGCCCCGACCAUUCUGGAGUCAAUAAGAACAACUGCUCCUUCAUGUAAGAACAGUAAGGCUGCUUGUACAAAACUGGCAUACUUGAGACUUAUUGUUGCUGUCAAAAAAUGUUUCUUCCCGAAAUGUCAAACCUGUCAAAUUGAUUCUAGGCUUGAUUCUUGACUCAUCAUGACUUCAAAAUUAUUCAGAGCCUGUGCGAGUCUUUCGGCAUGCCUUGUUACGCGGUCGUUCCAACCGCAAACAACGCCAAAGAUUUGCUGGAUUUCAUGAGGAAAGAACGACAUCAAGUACGCCCUCACGCCGAUCCUCCGUUCCACUGUCCCGAGGUUGGUUUUCAGUGAUAAGUAGAGCUCACAGAUCAAGGGGCGUGCAAUCUAACAUAGAAAUGAAUAAAUAACAAUCCGCAAUGACAAAAAUGUGACAAGUUUCGUUGAUCAAUGACUUUCAGACAGUAGAACAUUUAAAUUUAAUUGUAGGUUCAUUUAAAAAAAAUUUACUUUGAUAGAAAUUUUUCUGGAAAACUGAUUAUAAGAACGAGGUGCAUUCGUGCUCUGGUGAAUGGUCUGAUGUACUCAGAAAAAAUAGUUUUCAUUUCUUUUGGGCUUUUUACGAACGUUAGUUUUCUUCAUCAAACUCGAUGCCUUGUUCAAUGUGAUUCCGCAAAAUGCAAAAUGAUCCCUGAUUCUCUAAAAUUUAGUGAUAUUUUCCUUUCUCUAACGGGUGUUUUGCAUUUUGCGGAGUCAAAUUGAACACGGCACGAGUUUUAACAAUAGCUCUAAAAGAUAAAAAAGGCUUUUUUUUAAUCUCUCGGUGAUAAUUCAGCGCUACUGGAGACUGCAAUCACAAUGGCGGCGGCGCCGCUCGCGGCCAGUUCGCCGGUGUCGACCCACUGUUGACGGUCUGUGUCGAGUUUUUCGGGUUCAAAAAAGAUUAAGUUUGAGCUAGGACUGAGAAAUCUUUUUUAGUCUUUGUAAGAAUCUUGAAAACCAAUUCUCAUUAAUGAACAUGGAUUUUCAACGUUUAAGGACCGGCGAAACUUUUGGGUGUCCUGAUGCCACUAGUAAAAAGUGGUUUGGUCGACGUAUGAUUGCUGUUCCUUCAAUUUUCGAAUGUCAAGCCGUCCAUCAAGCUCCGCCCCUAAUGGCGCGAUGAAUCAAUCAGAGAGCGAGCCAUCCACAGAGCGUUGUUGGGGGCGGAGUUUGCCUCUCGACAUUCAAAAUCUGGUUGAUUCAAAGGUGGCUUGAGCCAUCUGAAAAAGGGUUUCAACAUUAUUAUAAAAAGACAGAGCUCGGUCGGUGAAGAACGCAGAGAAGCCACUUACGCGAAUGUUGGUAUCAGAGCACUAUAGUGAUCACUUUAAUAGCGUCCGCACUCUUAAAAGAUCUCUUGAAUUGCUCAGAAAAGUCCGGAGUUUUGCGUUACCAAUGUACGAGUAGUGUCCCUUGCUAGCUGUGCAUUGACUAUAGAGCAAAGCACAACUUUUUGCACCGUUUUUUUAAAAUCCAGUCUUCUUCUUUAGGAUUUUUUAGCACUCAUGUUGUAUCUAAAAUUAACCAAGUCUCAAAAAAGUUGUUGCACUCGUCGGGUUCAUCUUUUUUGAAUGUCAUUGUAUUUCUUGACAAUAACUGACUUUGCUCUUCUCCUUUCAGAAAGUAUCCCUACCGGAUGGCCUUUGGAAAAACGGGCCUAAAGACGCUUGUUCGGCUACCCCGCGUGUCGGAGUUAUUUUCCAGGAGAAGUGAGUAGACACUUAUUUUAAGGAUUUCAAAAAAGUGCUGUUCGGAAUGGACAUCUCGGUGUAUAUUGCAAAAUAGUCGCUUUUCAUUGGUUUUCUGUUUGAAUUAACGUCCAGAUAAUGUGAAAAUGGGGGAUAAUAAACCAAAGAAAAAAGCAAAGUUAUUUCUUGGUCUUUGAAGCACUCAUUUCCAUCUUAGAAAUUCUCUUAUCACCCAUGGUUUUGGUUAAACUAAUAAAGCGCCUAUGGCGAAAAUUUCGAAAACGGCAAGAUGAAUUUUACCCGGGAUUGUUCCGAAAAUUGGCCAGAACGCUCCUUGAUGUGCCGGAAGAUGGUUCUGAAAGUUUCAACCUGCACAAUUUUCUCGUUUUCGAAGAAAGACGCUUCCAAGUCAAAGAAAACCCUCAAAAUGGACUAUUUCGGGACUCUAGGCCCCUAAUUCUCGUAAAGUAGAAAGUUGUGCAAGUUGAGACUUUCAAGGUCUUCAUCUCAUUCAUCAAAGAGUGUUCUCGCUUUUCUUGAAGAAGUUCACAACCCCAAAAUAAAAUGACCUUCCUUGUCAUUUCAAAAAUUUUCAAAAAGGCAAUCAACACAAUUUCUUCAAGCAUGCCAAACUUCUGAGUGGUCAGUCUGAGGAUGAUAUCAACGUUCUAAAAACCUCUGAUGGAGAGGCACUUACCUGCAACUUCGCUAAAGCUAACCUCUUAUCUACAAAAUUUCAUUCAUUUUUCACAAUCGAUGACGGAAAAACUCCGCCAUGUGUUUCUAAAACAUCUAACCGUUUAUCUGUCAUAGAUCUCCCAGCGCACAGAAUAGAAGCUUUUUCUUCGUAGAAUGCCCUCUAAAUGUAACACUACUCCGGAUGAAAUCCCUCCAUUUUUGCUCAAAAAAACUGUUCCACAUCUCUCGCCUAUCCUCUUUCUAUUAUUUUUUUAACGCCUCUCUCCGAUCUGGUCAAAUUCCAUCUGUUUGGAAAAAAGCCAUUAUCAAACCCUUACACAAAAAAAGAAGUAGAUCUGACCCUUCAAAUUACCGUCCAAUUAGUUUAACCAGUUCAGUUUGCAAAUGUCUUGAAAAAAUAGUUGUGCACGAUUUCAGCGUUUUUCUCAACUCUAACUCUUUGUUAAACUCUAACCAAUUUGGAUUCCGCCCUAAAUAUAACACGUCUAUUCAACUAAUUCAAUAUUGUGCAAAUCUUUUUGAAAAUGCAAACAGUAACCUUUGCACGGACGCUAUCUAUAUUGACUUUUUGCAAGGCUUUUUGAUACUGUCUCUCAUGCUAAACUUGUUUACAAGCUUCAAUUUUACGGCAUUUGUGGUCCUCUUCUUGGCUGGAUCGAAUCCUACUUGACUAAUCGUGUGCAGUGUGUUUCUCUUUCUGGAGUACUUUCCGACCCCGCUCCUGUACUCUCCGGCGUACCCCAGGGGUCGGUCAUCGGACCCCUUCUGUUUCUACUUUUUAUUAACGACAUUACGGAUAACUUUCGCUCUGCGCCCCUUCUCUAUGCUGACGAUUUAAAAAUUUUUUCUUCGCUCACAAAAACCUCUAGUUCUACUGUCAUCGAAGAAGACCUCAAAUUACUCGAAAACUGGUGUUCAACAUGGCAAAUGGCUAUAGCUCCAACUAAAUGCUAUUCUAUUCAUUUCGGAAAACGUAACCCAAAUAUUUCUUAUAAAAUUUCAAACAUGGCUUUACAGCCUAAACUUACAGUUCGAGAUCUUGGUGUAGUUUUCUCAAAUAACCUUAAGUUCAAUGAUCAUAUAUCUGAAAUCUGCAGACGGUGUAAAUGUCGCAUAAAUGUUAUGUUUAACGUGUUUCGAUCCACUGAGCUUUAAUAAUAAUAAUAGAUAGUUUAGUCACUGCCAUUAUUUAACAUUAAAAAAAAUAAUUGAAGAAUAGAUGAUCAAGUGAAGGAAUAGGCAGAGAAAUAACAAUACACGGGAAAGAGUCAACCCCAACGAGUUGACGGGUACCCGGAAAUAUGGCAAAUUCACAGGAGACGAGAGGGGAUAUUUUCAUGAAAGGCUUCAAACGGAAGAGCAUUCAACUUUUUACGCAGAGUUUCUGGGGUAACGUUAAAAUCUAAAUAAGAAGUUAGUUUAUUCCAAAGAGGAAUAGUUCUAGAAAAAAAGUCAUUAGAAAACUGACCAGUAGUCCGUAGUCGAAGUGGAUUCCUCUGUAAAAGGGAUAAAGAGAAGAAUUUAUUACGGUCGAGAAAAUGAUCAGAGCCACAGAUGAUUUUAUGCAAGGUGAUAAUGUCACAAAUUUCACGACGAAUGAAUGACGGUUUGAUGUUAAAUUGACUAAGGCGAUCUGAGUAGGAAGUGAAACUAACAUUACAACGAAUGAAAACUUUCCGACUAAAAAGACGCAGUGAAGAUUCAAGUUUGUGAGAUUCCUCAGAGGAAAUGGCGGGUGAGAAAAGCUCGGAGCAAUAUUCAAGAACUGGAUUAACGUAGGUUUAAAACAUACGGAAGUAGUUAAAAGGUGAAGAGAACUUGAAGGUAUUCAGUAUUUGAUUAGAACGUAAGGUGGCAAAAGCAGCAAUACGGCUGAUGUGUUGUUUAAAGGAAAGCUUGUCAUCGAUAAAUAAACCAAGGUCACGUACUAUGGAGCUUUGAGGAACUUCAAGGAGGUCAACAUAGUAAAGGGUGCGAGGAUUAUUUGGGCCAAAGUGAACAGAGAACGUUUUGUUUGAGGCGAGUGGGAGAGACCAAAUAUGAGACCAUUCAAGGAUACCGUUAAUGCUUGAUUGGAGAGAUCUGGGACAGGAGCUAUAGAUUUUUAAUAUCAUCCGCAAAAAAAUUGAGAUAGAGGUAGAGGAAUCAAUGUAAUUUUUCGAUAUCGUUGAUGAAAAAUGAGGAAGAGGAGAGGGCCGCUGACAGUGCCUUGGAGGACACCGAAAGGGUUGGGAAAGCAAUUGUUGGCAAAAGACUUGUUGACCUUAACAAUUGAACUUCUGUGAGAUAAAAAAUUAGAGAACCAACGGCUCAGAGUAUUAUCAAAACCAAAGUUUAGCAUUUUAAGACGUAGCAAAUUGUGAUCUACUCUAUCAAAAAGCUUUGCUGAAAUCAAAGUAAAUAACAUCGACAUUUAGAUUGGAGGCCAAGGACUUUUUUUAUGUCGGAUAUAGAAGAGAUGAGAGAGAGUUUGCAAGAUCUACGGUUUAAAAAAAUCCAUAUUGAAAUCGAGAGAAUUUAUGAGCGAAUCGAGUUUCUAACCAUAUGGGCGAUAAUACGUUCCAAUACACGUGAUAUAGGAUGAGUGAGAGAGAUCGGACGGAAAUUGGAAGGGUCAGACAAACUGCCUUUUUUUAUGUACAGGUAUGACCGUAGUGUGUUUUAGAGAAGAGGGAUAACACCAGUUAAAUAGGAUUCAUUAAAUAGGAGAGACAGGGGAAGGCUUAAAGAUCUAGCACAUCUUUUAAGAACAAGAAAGUUAAUAUUAUCAGUGGAAAAAUCCACAUUUCGGAGGUAGAGAGGCAAGAAAUUUAUAAACAACAUCAGGGGGAGAAAAAAAUAUACUACAGUUAAUAGGUUCAGGUGAGGGAAGAGCUGGGAAAGGUUGAGGGCUAGUGUUAGAGAAAUUGGAAUAGAACACAGAUGAGAAGACAUCGGCCUUUGAUUCAUCAUCAAUUAUAUAAUUAUCAUUGAAAAGCAGAUUGGGGAUCCCAGAAUCGAUCUUAAGCUGUCUUGAAAUAAAUUUGGAAAGUUUAGAGGAGUUGUAGAAUAGAGCAACUUUGGUAUGGAAUUUCCUUAAUAAAAAAGCAGUUCUUUUACGAAUAAGUUUUACAGUGAGAUUGAACUUUUGCCGGAGGUGAGUGGAAUGAAGACCGUUAUUGAUUAGAGAGGCUUUUUUUUGAAGUAAGCGACGAAUUAGACGGUCAGAUUUGAAAUUAAAAGAGGAACGGUGAGAAAGUGAGGUGAAAGGACAAUUGUCGCGAAUCAAUUCAUUAAAUAUACGAAGAAAAUGCUGAAAUUUAGAUUCAACUGUAGAAAAAAAACUGAAUUGACGAUCCCAGUUAAGCGAAGAAAGAGAAAGAUUGAUCGAAUCGAAGUUGCAUUUGGAAAAAUUCAAUCGACGAAUAGUGGUAGGAGACGAGGGAAUCAAAGGACAUUUAUAUUUGAAAAGGACCGUAUUAUGAUCAGAAUUGAGGAGAGGUUCAGAGACAUUAACGUCUAUGAUUGAAUUGGACGAGUUGGAUAGAAUAAGAUCGAGAAUGUUGGAAGAAUGAUCCGUUAUACGAGUGGGAGAGGGAACAAGCUGUGUUAAAUUAGAGCUAAGGCAAAAAUCUAGCAUUUUUUGAGAACAUAGAUUAGUACAAGAUAAGUUAAGCCAAUUGAUUCCUGGAUAAUUAAAGUCUCCAAGGAUCGUACAAUUCUGAGAGGUAACGAAACGAUAAAUUUCUAUCGAAAUCAAUGGGGAACCUCCUUUCAUUGUAUUUAAAAUGCUUUGAAGUGUAUAUUCGUCCUAUUAUUGAUUAUUGUUCUGUAGUCUAUGCUCCAAUUGACUCUCACAAUAUUUGUUUGAUUGAAGGUGUUCAGAAAAGUUUCCUUUUCCGAGCUUACCAACGUUGUGGCUUGCCCUACCACUCUUAUUUCACUUGUUUAUCUGAAAAUAGUCUCAAAACUCUUGAGACAAGACGCCUCAUCUUUGACAUGUCUCUUGUUUUUAAAAUUGUACUUAGAGAAGUCCCCAUUGAUUUCGAUAGUCUCUUCUUUUUCCCUCGUGUCCGUGCGCUGCGUCGCCAUCGCUAUUAUUUACGUUCAAAUAUAAGACAUAAUAGUAACAUCGUUGCCUCGUUUUUUAGUAUCAGAAUAAUUAAUGUUUGGAACUCCCUUCCCGAUGUUGUAUUUGAUCUAUGUAAUGAUUCUAUGCGACUCAAAAUCUAUUUAGAAAACAACCCCCAUCUUCUCGCUGACUUUCUUAAAAUAUCUUCUAACUUUUAAACGGUUUGUUGCUGUUUUCAAUGUUUAAAUUUCCCUUUUUGAAAAUUGGUUCUGUUAGAGGUCUUUUCGGCCCUUGAACUGUAUUAUUAUUCGUAUUGAAUAAAUGAUGAUGAUGAUGUCAAGAAGUAAGGCUUUGAGGUUCUUCUUUAGCGUAUUUUGGACUUUGCCCGUUUAAGAGGGGAUUAUUUAUUAGCCACCCUAGUACAAGGGCACGUACAAAGACCUUUUAGUGCAGUAGGAGGAUCUCUCAGAAAAACCGGAAAAGGGAACAAAAAUUAUUUCUGACCUCAAGGCGGUGUGUUUCAGGCAGGAACAGCUGUUCGAGACGAUUCCUGUCGUCGAAGCCCGUCUCAUCUGUGCUACCGGUGACUUUCCAACGAGCGAAAUCAUAAUGGAGUGACGUUUGCAGUCUCUGGCGAUUCGGUCGUCAAAUCGUGCAGCAAACGCGCGAUUUUCUUCGAUGGAAAGUGCAAAUGCAAGCCUGGCUAUACGGACGCCAACGAGAACUCUAACGGACCUCGUGUAAAAUCAGAUUGUUAUAGCAGGCUUUUGCGAGGGUCGACCCCGUCAGCCUCAACUCGGCUUGCCCGGCCUUGAUAGCUCUGGCGUUUCUGUGUAGCUUUGUUGCUGAUAGAACUUAGGAAUUCCAGAGUAGUCCCUAUAGGGGUUACGGGGAAAAACAGCCCCUAUAAAAACCGGAAAAGUGGUCCCCGAAAAGUGGGUCUGACGGGCGUCGGAUCAAGUCUCAGACGAGACCAGUAAUAAAGGCCGACCACUAGGGGUGGUAGAAAUGCCUCUAUUGAAGUUGGAGGACAACUUCGAUUGGAUAGUUAAUCAGAGAAAACAUAGGUCUUUUUUUCGCGAACCUAUCUGCAGAGGACAAGAAAGAGUGGAGAACUUCAUUUGAGUUUUCACCAUGAAACAGCAGAAAAGUUGAGAUGAAUCAACUUUUUUUCCAAAUAUUUUGACCUUUCCCUUUAAUAUUUUUUCACUUUUAUCCUGUUUUUUUUUACAGGGUAUCAAGUGCAUAUCCUGUCAGGUGCAGCACAAAAAGAUCAUUCUUGGCAUCAUGUUUGACUCUUCCGGAUCCAUUUCUUCUUAUGAUUACAAUAAAAAGGUAAUUUUCUGCCAAAUUUGGAAUGGGAACGAGUAUGUACAAUAGUUAUGAUAAUGAUUUACUGGCCAUUAAGAUAUUUUAGAAAGGUUUUCUUAGCAUAACUUCUCUGAAUGUGGUUGAAAAGUCUUGAAAUUUUGCAAACGCUUUUUAUAGCUUUGCAAAAACUUAUUUUCGCAUGCAAAACCCAUUUACUUGAGCUAGACUAGAAUAGUAAACAAAAAAUCGAAAAUCGCACAAAUUAAAAUGUUUCCAAGCUUUAAAACAUGAAAAGCAGUCUCAACAAACAAAGUCGACCGCGUAUAGUCCAUUCGAAUGAAAGGGCCUCAAAACGCAAUAGCCUUUCGAAGAAAAGACUACUGCGCUCUUACGAUCGGUUUAGUCGGGAGCUGAUUAACUUUUUUUGAAAGCCGAAGACUCGUUUUACAAUGGUAAAACGUUGGAGGCUGAAAUUUAGAGUAGCUUGAGAAAUUUGAUUCUCGGUUUUUGCUCCCAGUUCUAGUCUAGCUUAAGCAAAUAAGUAUUGUUUGCGAAAAUGAGUUAUUGCAAAGCUAUGUAAAAGGUGCGCCAACUUUCAAGACUUUUCAACCCCAUUCAGAGAAGUUAUGCUCCAAAAAUCAUUUUGAAACGUUUUUAUGGCCACUACUGUACCAUGAACUAUUUCGAAAAGAUCUGCUUUUUCCAGGAAAAUAUCAAUGGAAAUCUUCAAAUUCAGAUUCUCCCACUAGUGCAAAACUUGUACAGGAGUACGUAUGGAAAUUACGUGAUCCUGACAAAGUUCAGCAACGCGGCCACAGUAAUCGAUUAUUCUGGAAAGUCGCAUGUCGAGGAUGCUGUGGAACAAAUUCCAAAGGAUUUUGUUUACGACCAUGGGGGUACCGAUACCACUUCGGCUAUCCAAGAAACACAUGAAAAAAUGAUGGUUUGCUCUUUGUUUAUCAUAAAAAUUGACUUAUGUGAUUAUCAAAAGUUGUGGUACGAAAAAAAGGUGGUAUGAAAAAAGACCAGCGAAAAAUUGAACGGAGACUUUUCCGAUUUUUUCGUAUUGCUAGGGAACUUUCGGACUUUUUUUCUAGAUUAACUCUUCGUUUUAAGCCUUUCUAUGUGGAAUAGGUAGGAUUAUUGAUUAAAACACAGAAAAAAGGAAAAAAAAAUGUUAAUAAAUCUUUUAUAAACCGGAAAGAUAAAAGAGAAAAAAGUCGAAAACGUCGUAGUCGGAAAGUUCCUUAGCGAUAUACAUUAAACAUUGGAAAAGUUUCCGCUCGGAAAUUCGCUGACUGUUUUUUCCAUACCACCUCGAAAGAUUUUCAAUUUCUUCAAUCGAAUGUUUGCCACAAAAACACCAAUUUAUAAGGUUUUUUCGAUUUACAAGUAUCCGCAAAGUGUUGUAAAAAAAGGAAUUUUUUAAGGCUCUGAAAAACAAGUAUCCGAGUUCCACGAUGCACAUGAUUCUGAUCACUGAUGGAGCUCCGGACGAUGUUGGUGAAAAGUGUCCGAAAAACACAAAGUCUUGAAAAAACAUGAGUUGGAAGAAGAAGGUGUCACAAUUUGCGAGAACAUUCUAGCCAAAAGCGUAUCAAAAAAUGAAAAAAAAAAAAACAAAUCAAGAUUUAGGAAAUGUUUAUGUUAUGGGAUUUAAAGUAGAGGGAUUCACAGAAUGUACUAACUCGCUCAAAGAUUGAUUGAAAAAUUGGCUUUCUGACUUCUUUUUCUGAAUUAUUUUUUUGGCUUAGAUUGAAAAAGUUUUUUUCAGCGUUACAAAGCUGCCAGCGCCGGUAAAAAGGUUGGUUUUUCAAAAAAUUUUCAUUUUAUAAAUAUAUUCUACGGGUGUAUAAAGCCAUCCAAUUUGAUCAAAAGUCUAAGACCGAAACACUCAUUUUCUCUGAACCGAGUUGUGCUUGGUUGAAUUUUGGUCCGAAGUACGACCUCGAUCAUAGUAAAACUGCGUAAAAAUAAUUCGCAACAUGUGAACGCUAAAUGGAACUUAAUAUUCAACAUUUUUCUGUUUUGAUCAUUAUUCAAACAUGACAGGCGUCUUUCAGGCUCGUGAAGACGGUAUUAAAAUGCAAACGGUUCUCAUUGGAAGCGGCGCGGAAAAGCAGGCCAAACUAGUCAAUUGCGGGGACGUAGACGCAUCGAAUGAGGAGUGCGGGAUCAGAGCCGUCUCAUUUCCGGUGAAUAUCCCGAGAGCGAUGGAGAAUUUGCGUGAAUGAGUUCAGGAAGUGAACGAAGACCUUUCCAAGGACCUUCUGGUGACCGUUUGCGACGAGGACAACAGCGCCGUCCUCAGCGGCUAG